ACAAGAGAAGAGAGGAGGCGGCCUCCUCCUCCCCCUCCCGCCUCCUAUAUUAGAGAGGGACUCCCCUCGCAGCGGCAUCAACAGCAAACAAGAAGCUGUCCCUUUCGCUCUCCUCUCUUCUUCCGUUACCACUCACCCUCCCGCUCCUCGCCUUUUAAGGCAUCCUCCCCUCCAAUCCUCCUCCUUGAACCUUGACAGAGAGAGAGAGAGAGAGAGACCAAGAAUGGCUCGUGAGAUGAACGGCUUCUUCAGCCACCCUCCGCCUCCGCCUCCGGCGCCGUACCCGCAGGAGGAGGCGGCCGCGGACGUGGACGACGCGGAGGACGGCCGCGGCGGGCAGGGGAAGCUCUGCUCCAGGGGGCACUGGAGGCCCGCCGAGGACGCCCGGCUCAAGGAACUCGUCGGCCAGUACGGGCCCCAGAACUGGAACCUCAUCGCCGAGAAGCUCGACGGCAGAUCAGGGAAAAGCUGCCGCCUGCGGUGGUUCAACCAGCUGGACCCGCGGAUCAACCGCCGGGCCUUCACGGAGGAGGAGGAGGACCGGCUGAUGGCGGCGCACCGCGCCUACGGCAACAAGUGGGCCCUCAUCGCCCGCCUCUUCCCCGGCCGCACCGACAACGCCGUCAAGAACCACUGGCACGUCCUCAUGGCCCGCAGGCAGCGGGAGCAGUCCGGCGCCUUCCGCCGCCGCAGCAAGCCCGCCUCCUCUUCCUCCUCCAUCGCCCCGGCGCCGCACCACCCGGCCCCGGCCGUCGUCCUCCAGCACCAGCACCAGCACCAGCACCUGUACCAGCACCACGGGGCAUCUCCCAUUCCCAUGCCGCUCCAGCCGUUCGCCAUGGGGGUGGCCAUAGCUACCGGGGUGUACAGCAAGGCCGCUACGGCCACGGCCACGGCCAGCCGCGCCUACAGCGGCGGCGAGUCCGACGAGUCGGCGUCCACCUGCACCACCGACCUCUCCCUCAGCUCCGGCAGCGCCGCCGUGCCCUGCUUCUACCACCACCAGGGCUACGACAUGGCUCCGCAAGCUCACGCCGUGACCCAGGCGUUCUCACCCAGCGCGCGCUCCGCCUUCUCCGCCCCGUCGUCCUCGUCGGCGCGGCAACAGCAGCGCAGGCAGCAGCAGCAGCACGAGGAGGAGGAUGGCGACAAGCUCAGCCUGCCCUUCUUCGACUUCCUGGGCGUGGGCUCGACAUGACCGGGCGGGGCGGGGCGGUGCGGUGUACAGGUGGAGGCCGAUAUCAUCAUCAUCAUCAUCAUCCUAAGGGAGGCGGCCAAUCCUUCCUAGCUAGUUAAGCAAGGUUAGAGUCUAGAAGAAGCAGACUAGGAGAAGAUGAGGAGGAUGAGGAGUUAAGUUGUUUUAUUUAUGGCGAUGAAUGUGACCUCUCUGGUUUCACUCUCCUCAGUUUUGCCGCUGAUUACAGUACUUAUUCAGAUGGGAUUAAAACAAGUCGCAUGUAAUGUAAUGGUGGCAACCCGAACUUAGUUUCAUGUCCUCUUGUCUCUAUUCCA
This is a messenger RNA of Triticum urartu, 1512 nucleotides long. RefSeq names its product transcription factor CSA. Gene Ontology annotation, molecular function: DNA-binding transcription factor activity, RNA polymerase II-specific; RNA polymerase II cis-regulatory region sequence-specific DNA binding. Gene Ontology annotation, biological process: regulation of DNA-templated transcription. Lineage: Eukaryota; Viridiplantae; Streptophyta; Magnoliopsida; Poales; Poaceae. The record is from RefSeq and is a predicted model, not a curated record. Gene Ontology annotation, cellular component: nucleus.